AUGACGAACCCAACCCGCACCCAAGUCCCCCAACAUGUUACCGCAUUGCUCUCCCACCUCACCUCCCGACCAGGCGUGCAAUCGACCCUGAUCCUCUCCCGCAAAGACGGCUCCAUCAUCCAAAGCACAGGACAACUCGCCCAGCCCCAAGAUACCAACGACACAAACACCCAGCCCUCCGACUCAUCCCCUGCCUCGCCCGCCCUCGCUCAGCCCUACCAGCCCUCCCAAGCCGAGACCCUCGCAGCCCACAUCUUCGCGUUCGUCUCGAGUGCGUCGGCGCUGGGUAUUUCUCUGUCACGACCGGUGGUCACGCAGAAUGGAAGCCAUUGGGACGAGGCGUAUGAGGGGAAUGAGGGGCAGGACCGUGACGACGACGAUCGCGACGAGGAUGGCGAGGUGAAGCUGCUGAGGAUGCGGACGAAGAAGCAUGAGAUUGUGGUUGUCCCGGACCGGAAAUAUCUGCUAUGUGUGGUGCAUGAUGCUACUCCUGGGCCUGGAGCGACGGGGUCGCGUCGCUGA
Molecule: messenger RNA, 522 nt
Organism: Penicillium olsonii
Lineage: Eukaryota; Fungi; Ascomycota; Eurotiomycetes; Eurotiales; Aspergillaceae
Source: the annotation of a GenBank genome assembly